Messenger RNA from Entelurus aequoreus (snake pipefish), 2744 nucleotides. Its product is annotated as zinc finger protein 37 homolog. Gene Ontology annotation, molecular function: DNA-binding transcription factor activity; RNA polymerase II cis-regulatory region sequence-specific DNA binding. The record is from RefSeq and is a predicted model, not a curated record. Gene Ontology annotation, biological process: regulation of transcription by RNA polymerase II. Lineage: Eukaryota; Metazoa; Chordata; Actinopteri; Syngnathiformes; Syngnathidae. The coding region runs from base 336 to 1466 and encodes 376 amino acids. The transcript has 2 exons.
UGACGUCGAGUACGCGCAUGCGUGGACCGAUCGGGUGAUAAAGCAAGAUGGCGUCUGACGGAGAAGGGCUAAACGCGGGCAUUAUAUUUCUGUAUUCUUACAUAUAUGUUGUUUAAUAGAGUACACAAGGUUAAUAAUUGUUUGUAGCAGGAUACAUUAGUCUGACUGCACUUUGACACUUCUCCUGUUUGCUAGCUUCAUUUAAGGUAGCUUGCAGCUAGUUUAGCUGGCUAGUUAGCUUAGAUUGUUAGCUGCUAACAAAGAGACGCGGAAGUUAUUUAAACAUCGCUAAGUAGGGAACUAAUGUGAGUGUAAAGUGUUGUGAUUGUGUGAAAAUGUGCGAAAGGACGGUAGCAAAGUACGAGGAGGAACUUUGUCCAACAAAAGAGGAGAAGGAGCGACAACAACUACUGGAUGUUUAUUAUAAGAAACAUCAAGUUGUGUUACACAUACCAGACGUCUGUGAAGAACAACUUCUGCCUGAAAAACAGGAGUGUAGCUUCAGGAUGGUGAAGGAGGAUCCAUCAAAGAGGAAGACCAGACGCCACAGACCCUUUGGCGUCUCCUUUUCCUCUUUGACACAGACCCUUCCCUGUAAAAAGGAAGAGGAAGACUCACUGACCCCCCACAUUAAAGAGGAAGAGGAGGAACACAGCAUCAGUCAGGAGGGAGAGCAUUUUGAAGGACUGGUGGAGUUCCCAGUGACUGGUGUCCCUGUGAAGAGUGAAGAUGAUGAGGUCAAAGGUGAAAGUGAGGAGAAGAGAGAGGCGGAGCCUCCAAGCAGCAGCUCAACACAACACAUGACAACAGAAGCUGAUGGAGACCACUGUGGAGGAUCACAAGCAGACAAGCUCUUAGCUCCACUAUCAGAUAGUGAGGACACAACGUCACACUCUCCUGACACUGAUGAUGAAGACUCUAAAGAUGAUAAGACAUGUCACACUGACAACACUCACUUGAAAUGUUCUCACUGUGACAAAACCUUUGAAUACAAUUGUUAUCUGAAAGUACACUUGAGAAGACACACUGGAGAAAAACCUUUCAUCUGUUCAAUAUGUGGUAAAGGUUUUGCAGCAAAUCAAUAUUUGAAAGCACACAUGAGAGCACACGCUGGUGUAAAACCUUUUUUUUGUUCAAUCUGUGGCUUAUCUUUUACAAGGAAGCAACAUUUGAAAGAGCACAUGAGAACACACACUGGUGAAAAACCUUUUUCCUGUUCAACUUGUGGUAAAGGUUUUACACAAAGACGUUGUUGGAAAAAACACAAGAAAAUACACACUGGUGAAAAAUCACAUUCCUGUUCAAUCUGCAACAGAAGCUUUUGUGAACGAUCGAACCUUGUAGCACACAUGAGAACACACCCAGGAGAGCAAGUGUUGAGUUGCAGUGUGUGUGGUGAAAGAUUCUCUUCUAAGUACCAGUGUAAGAAACACAAGUGUGCUGGUGAGAACAGCAGCAGCAAAUGAAACUGCAGGAUUUGAAAUAAACUGUCAAGACUUUAAUUUUGACUUUCUAGCAACAUCAGCACAUAUAACAUGUGUGACAUUGUUGUUUGUGUAACAAUCUUCUUAAUAUGCUUCUACAUUUAUAGAUUAGAUAUUUUAUAUUAGUGCUUCUUUCAGUCUAGUACAUGUAUUAAUAUGCAACAUUGUGUAAUUUUAUUAAACAUUGAACAGAACAAUUUGACUGAAAAGGUGAGAGUAAACAGUACAAGACAUAUUUUACAUACAAUAAACAUUUUAUGUGUAUAUAUAUUCAUCAUACAAUUUUAGACUUAUUCAUAAUAGUGUUUUUAUAGGUGUUUGAAAUAUUGAAGUAUUACAUAUUUUUUAUUUGUAAUUGUUAAUGAUCCCAUAGAUUAGCACCUUUAUAUGAUAUACAUAUUUACUGGUUCACAUCCGAAACAUCUUCUGGACCACUUCAGGAAGCAUAUUAUUAUUUACUUUAUACAUCAUUUGAACAGUUGUCUUUUAUACAAUUUUAAAAUGUGUGAUUUUAUGAAUCAUUUGUUGGGUCUCUAUAAUCCAUUGUAUUAUUAUUAUUCGGGACGGUGUGGCGAAGUUGGUAGAGUGGUCGUGCCAGAAAUCGGAGGGUUGCUGGUUACUGGGGUUCAAUCCCCACCUUCUACCAUCCUAGUCACGUCCGUUGUGUCCUUGGGCAAGACACUUCACCCUUGCUCCUGAUGGGCAAGACAAUUCACCCUUGCUCCUGAUGGAUGCUGGUUAGCGCUUUGCAUGGCAGCUCCCUCCAUCAGUGUGAAUGGGUGAAUGUGGAAAUACUGUCAAAGUGCUUUGAGUACCUUGAAGGUAGAAAAGCGCUAUACAAGUAUAACCCAUUUAUCAUUUAUUAAUGAUCUUUAUUACUCUCUUUUGUAAUAUGAUGAUUGUGUUGUGAUUGUUUUAUAUGUAUGUCCCCAGACCUUUAUGCAAUAUAAAAGUGAGAGAAAAUGGCUAAAUUGUUUGUGUAAGGAUGGUUUUGUUUUUACAAUCAUACAUUUGUGGAUAAAAAAACAACAACCCAUUAUUGUGUUUUAAACAUUUUUUACGAUUUGUUUUUUUUCUUUUUUGACAUCCCCAAAACAAUAUCAAUAUCAAUCAAAGUUUGGAGUGUCAGACAAAAGCCAAUAUUGUACAUCAUCCCAAAAAGAUUUACUUUGUAUACAUUUAUAAAAUAAACAGUUUAUUUUGUUUCCCUUUCACAGAACGAACAAGUUUUGUCUUCAAUUGUAAAACAUCUUAAAAAUG